Ochlerotatus camptorhynchus is the source of this 5825-nucleotide messenger RNA. RefSeq names its product Otopetrin-like a (gene OtopLa). Lineage: Eukaryota; Metazoa; Arthropoda; Insecta; Diptera; Culicidae. Gene Ontology annotation, cellular component: membrane. The record is from RefSeq and is a predicted model, not a curated record. Gene Ontology annotation, molecular function: proton channel activity. The coding region runs from base 544 to 3438 and encodes 964 amino acids. The transcript has 13 exons. Gene Ontology annotation, biological process: proton transmembrane transport.
AACGGGUGUCGUACCAAUUUCGGGACGUCGCGUGGUUGCGUUGUUUUGGAGUUUUGAAUUUUGAACUUUGAUCAGCGCUCUCGGAUUGGGAGGUGAUUUGUGAUGCUUGAAGAAGAGGUUUCUGUGAAGUGGAGCAAGAUGGUUUCAUAAGGGGUUGCUUCAAGUGAGGGUGUCGGUAGCAGCGUGGGACUGACAAGUGCGUUCUAGAACGCUACCAGUUUUUUUUCUGGGUACAUUCAAGCGUGACAAGAAUUAUAUACAACUGAUGGGUUGUUCGAAAGACGGACGCAAGGAGGGAAGCGAUCGGCUUAAUUACAGUGAUUGUGCUUGAAUAGUGGAAGCGAACGUAUGUGAGAGAGUGACUGGCAGUAGUGUUCUUCAAAACUAAAUUCUACCGAAGCAAGUGUCAGUUCGAAGCAGUACAAGUUCCUGCCCUGAACAAGCUUCAACGGAUUAUUGGAACGGAAAAAUGGCACUGCCACCAGGACCGACUGCUGCCACUAGGUUCGUACGAACUUCUUCCUCCGCGUCGUUCAGCACGGUAUGAUACGUUGCCCAUACCUUCAUGAGAUGCAUGAACGCCUACUGGGACCAACACCGCGCCGACCGAUACCGCAUCUAGCAUCGCUGCCUCCGCUGGCCAAGCCGGAAAAUACCAACAUCAUGGACCGCGAAAGUGACUGCCUGCUCGAAAGUAGGCCCGAAAGCCGACAGAUCGGAACGAUGGUUAAGCUAAACCCCGACGGAUUCGGUUCGCACACCACACCGACACAUCACAAAACACCGCUAGUGCCUUGCAAUGGAACCGACGACGACGACGACGAUCACAACUGCAAAGUCGACGAGGACGACGCCGUCGGAGUCAGCGUGACGGAUUCCGACGACGAUGGAAUCUAUCUGCGGAGACACAUCCGAAAAAUCAUCGAGGGACGGAAGCCGAAGAACGCCAACGAUGCGUGGACGACCACCUUCUGGCAACCGAUCAUUGCCAAGAGGGAGAAGCGUCGAAGAAGGACGUCCCUCUUCAUCGUAACUAGUCUAGUCUACGCCAUGCUGCUGAUAGUGGUCUGCGUCGCGUACGUAAUCAGCGACGUGACCACCCAUCGGCUACCCGUCAUCUACUACGAAGGAUUCUUCACCUACCUGUACGGAGCGAGUAUCGUGUUCCUGUUGUACGUGUUCUGCUUCCUGUUGCAAGAAAGCACUUGCUGCAAUUCGAAGCCCAAACCACCGAAGGAAAAGAAACCAAAGAAGGAGAAAAAGCCAAAGAAGGGCGACCCGGAGGCCGGAGGUAAGGACGCCGGCAAGGACGGAGCAGCCAAAGACGCCGGAAAGGAUGGCAAAGACGGUGCCAAGGGAAAGGAGGAAAAGUCCGGCAAGGGAUCGCAAUCGGGCAAACCCAGCCCCUAUCAGGAAGUCUAUCCGAAGAAGAAACGCGAUCUGGUGCGGCAAUCGCAGCAGAGAUUGGCCGGUGGUAGUAGUGGUAGUGCUAGUAGAAGCGGCCAACAGCGAAGUCAACCGCCGCCGCACCAGGAACCGACACCGGACCCAGAAGUUGCCCUCUCACCACGAUGCAAGCGCAAGACCACGCAGGAUCCGGCUCAUGGCAGUUUCUUCCUUCGGGUUGGAGCUAUUGCUUUCGGGUUGGGAACCAUGAUCUACACCGGGCUGGAGUUUGGUUCGUUCUUCGAGAUUCCGUUCAAUUCACCGUGCCAUCAGAUUUUGCGAGGAGUCAAUCCGCUGCUGCAGAUGAUCUUCACCUUCAUGCAGAUGUACUUUAUCUUUAUGAAUGCUCGGCUCAACAUCCACCGCUUCAAAGUGCUGGCCCGCUUCGGUUUGAUGCACAUCGUGGCUACCAAUGUGUGCGUGUGGAUUCGAACCCUGGUGCUGGAGUCCCUGAAGGAAAUCACUGCCUACCAUCAACGUCGAGGUCUGGAUCCGGAGGACAACGUCAUCCUGGAGAACAUUCGUCAGCAUACGCUCAUGAACGCCGGAAUGGUCAUGGGAACCGAGUUGGGACCUCGUGAAGACACCGAGUGGGAACCAAUUAGUGUCAAUCUGAAUGCCCAGGAGGAUCUUUCUCAGGAAAGCAGCGUCCUUUCCAAGAUGAUUCAGAAUACUGCCAAGACCCUAGUGGAGGCAACGACCACGGCUCGUGCAACGACCACCACUUCGACGACGACCACAACUACAGCCGCCACGACUAGUACGGAAGCGUUCACUUCCACCAUAUCGACCACCGCAGCAAACCUGUUCGAGCGACUCCGUGACAUCGUAGUCACGGAGAGUUCAACCAGUUCAUCAACGGCCGAAACGGCAGAUUUUGAUUCGUUCUCCACAACGGCAUCGACUACGACGACGACAACCACCACCGAAGGACCUGCCUUCCUGGACCACUUUGCCGAUCACGUUGACUAUCUGCAGCGGAACAACAGCCUGGAACAGUCGUACGAACCGCUGGAAUCGCUAUUCCCGCAGGCCUUCAUGGCCGCAUCGACGGCCGUUUCCUCGAACUGUACGACCAUCAGCUGCGGUCGGGUCAACAUCAUGGGAACGAUCGUACAGGACUCGGCUCCGUAUCUCUAUCCUUUCAUCAUCGAGUACUCGCUGAUCGGUGCUGCCGUAAUCUACGUCAUGUGGAAGCACAUUGGACGAUACCCGAAGUUCACCAGCGAAGAGGAUCUGGAGCACCGAUUGGAGGUUAUGUUGUCGCGUCGUGCCGUGGUGAUGGCCCAGCAGGCUCGUACCGGACGCGUUGAUUGCGUUGGCGCUUCGAAGGGACUGUUCUUUGGAUUGUUGCUGCUAGUUGGAUCGUUGAUUUGCCUGAUUCUGUUCUUCGUGUUGGUCAGACAUCCACAGCUUUCGAUGCUUGCCAUCUACCUGGCCGAUGCUUCGCACUGCAUCCUGAUGGUGCUGGCCAUCUUUGCCAUCAUCAUUGGAUUCAUUCGCGUCCAGAAUCUGAAGUUCCGCUGCGAGGAGCAGAGCAACCUCAACGACAUCCUGCUGCGCAUCUCCGCCUUCGGUUUGUUCAUCUACGCCACCUUCAGCGUCAUUGCCGGAUCGCUGAAUGCCCUCGAGAGCGAACCGCAUCUGUUGGUCAUGGUUACCGGAAUCGUUGCCGUCGUCCAGGUCGUCAUCCAGUUGCUCUUCAUCGCGGACGUUUCCCGCCGCCGGGUCCACCUACCGGAGCACGAUCGCGUUAAACCGGGCCGCCAGAUUGUCACCUUCCUGUUGAUCUGUAACGUUUCCAUGUUUGCCAUCUACACGUUCGAGGCGCAGAAGGUCUUUGCCAAUCCGGUUCAACUGGACUUUUACGGCUUCAUUGCCUGGUCGUUGAUUCAGCGCGUCACUCUGCCGCUGUGCAUCUUCCAUCGGUUCCAUAGCGCCGUCACGCUAGCCGAAGUCUGGAAGACAACCUACAAAGCACGUCUGGAGUAAGAGGGAGAAGAAGAAGAAGAAGCAACAACAGCACAGUAGGCGAUGCGAAUACGCACACACACGCAGACACUCACACACAGCAUCUCCAUAGCAACGCAGGCGGCUGAUUGCCGUCGUAGGAGCGAAGCAACCCGAGGAGCACUCACCGAAUGCAAACGAGAGUCAACAAUAACAGAAAUAGUGCGCGAACGUCAUCCGAUCGCAUUUAAUGGGCGUAGGAAGAAGUAGGUUGGGAAUAUCAAGAAGUGAGUGCCACUUUUGUGUUUUUCUACUGUAAAGUUUUGUGAAAAUGAAGGUUUAUCGGUGUUUUGUUCUGUCAAAACGAUUCAUAGUGGUUUGUUUACUUUUGAGUUGAAUCAUUUAACGUUGCGUAAAGUAGUGCGAGUAUGUUUGUAUCGAGAGAUUACUGUACUUAAGUUAGCUAUUUAUUUAUCCAUUACCAUGUUAACAACAACAGGAUGUCAGUGUUUUGAUGAGUUUUUUUUUAAAUACUUGAAACUAGUAGAGGAAAUGAGAUCCCUUCAGCUGCUCGCAAGAGGAAACAGAUCUAAUUAUAAGCCAUAUUUUCAUCACGUUGUAAUAGUGUAUCGUAAACAUACCAAUUAAAAGAAGAAAAAAAAACAAAAUCCAGUAAAAUCCCUUUAGAAAGAAUCGUAUAUUGGUAGUUAUAAAAUUUGAAAAUUUUACUCAGAACAUAAAAUGCAUACAACAACACAUUUUCAACUCAUUAAAAAGAAAAACAAACUAAGAAUUAUUAAAAAAUGCGAAAAACAAAACCAACCGUAAAAAAAAAAGAAAACUUAGCAGUUCAGACUCCCGCUUCGGGGCCGUUCCCUGGAACGAACCGGGUGGGAUCUUGUUCAAAUCUAUGUGUAGUUGUUAGAUUAGUAACAUGUCACAUAUUUAUGCCGGAAACUGAACACUCACACUCACACUAACACAAAAAAAAAAACAAACAAACACAAGUAAAAGAAGAACAUUUUUUCCUCCAAAUAUUUGAGCGGAACUCGCGUUCCGGAAGAAGAACUCGAAACAAAAUGGCAACGACGAAGCGCAGUGUAGGAAAUCCUUUUUUUAAACAAACAGUGAGGAAAAGUAAGAAAAAUUUGCCCACCAUAUUUACAAGAAUAUUAAAAUAAAAAAAAAUCGUAACCAGAAUCAACUUGUGACACUAGAUUGUUGACAUUGUAAACCUACAGAAUCGGAACUGUCACUUUUUUCCGUUUGCUAAUUUGUAAAUAUUAUCCUCCGUUUCGAUCCACAUCGCACUGCAAUUGUGUUUCGUUUUCGUACUUCUAAGUAAUCGUAAAUGCAUGUUUUUGACAGCGCUCCAAACCCAUCUGACGGCGAAACGUCACUCGCGGUUUUUGACACAUUUGUUCCAUCCUAUAUAACACAUACUAACACGUGUACUUAUCGAGGACCAGUCUAGUUUUUGGGGAUACUUUUUUUCUUUAUUGGAAAAACUCGUUGAUUUAUCGAAGCUAGUCUUAGUGAACCGAAGGAAAUUUUGUAUUUGAGGAAACUAAAACAAAACGACUUUUUAAGAAAACCUAACUUUUAGAACUGAAAUCGAACGGCCAAAUUGAAUCUGUCGAAAGCAGGAGGCGGCGAGGGGUGUAACUUAAGAGAAAAACCUUAACGAAAAUCAUUCCAUCAGCUCAAAACAAGUAGAAAAUCGAAGGACACAACUCAAAAUUCAAUGUUUGUAGAACGUCUGCAUCCAUUUUCCCAUGCUCAGUAAUGAUGAAGGUAAAACAAUUAGAAAAUAGUGACAGUAGUCCACACAAGCCCAGGAUAAAAUAUGAUGACCCGACCAAAUCUGCUCGAUCCAAAACCGAAUGGAACCGCCGGGAAUGUUUACAACACUGCCGAAUUUUAAGAAUCACUCACACAAACACUCACACCUACAUGCGAACAGGAGAUCCAACUCAGCAAGCCAUGAAAGCAGCGACCAUUGUUUACGUUUGGAACUGUCUCUCCCUUCAAAAUAAACAUUGCAUUUAAAAAAAAAAUAAACAAUUGUAAACAAAUAAUCAAAAUUUAAUCCUUAAACUGAGAUGACAUAACAAUCUAUCCAAACCGGUGUUUAAACGUGAAAUGUCUAACUAGAACGAUUGAUUGACAACUGACGAACAAAAAAAAAAAACUCGAACGGAACGAUAUAAAUCUAUUGGAAGAAGUAAACUGAAACAGCAAGUUAAUAAGUUUUUCUACUCGUUUUGAACAAAAUAAAUUUGAAAAGUUCUAUUUUUAUACACAAACCAAACCAAAAAAAAAAAACACGAAGCGAGCAACCAAAGUUAAUAAACGAAAGGUGUUGAAUUUUUGCGUCGAUUCGAUCCGUUGUUUUCGGUGUGCAAAUAAAAGGUACAAUACAUACAAAA